Messenger RNA from Penicillium angulare, 1212 nucleotides. RefSeq lists its product as uncharacterized. The transcript has 8 exons. Lineage: Eukaryota; Fungi; Ascomycota; Eurotiomycetes; Eurotiales; Aspergillaceae. Gene Ontology annotation, cellular component: nucleus; cytoplasm. Gene Ontology annotation, molecular function: ATP binding; MAP kinase activity. The record is from RefSeq and is a predicted model, not a curated record. The coding region runs from base 1 to 1212 and encodes 403 amino acids. Gene Ontology annotation, biological process: protein phosphorylation; stress-activated MAPK cascade; cellular response to oxidative stress.
AUGCCCGUUCCGGAUACUAUUCGCCAGUCGCCGACUAUGGGAGAGGAGAUGGCUCAGUUCUCAGAACAGAACAUAAUGGGCAUGAAAUUCGAGACCCCUGAAAGGUAUUACGAGCUUGAACCAGUUGGUAUUGGCGUCUCUGGACUUGUAUGCUCUUCUAAAGAUAUGUUUACACGAAAAACGGUUGCCAUUAAGAAACUGGCAGAGCCGUUCAAGUCCGCGGUCGUUGCAAAGCAUAUGUUUCGGGAAAUAAAGUUGUUGAAGCAUCUUCAACAUGACAAUAUAAUUCACUUGAAAGAUAUUUUUGUUUCGCCAUCAGAAGAAAUUUAUUUGGUAACGGAUCGUUUCGCUGUUGAUCUGCACACACUCAUAAGAUCCAAAAAACUCGAAGAUCAAUUUACACAGUAUUUGCUGUAUCAGAUCAUGCGAGGUCUAAAAUAUGUACAUUCUGCGGGUGUCAUUCACCGUGACCUGAAGCCAGGGAACAUCCUUGUCAAUGAAAACUGUGAUCUCCAGAUCUGUGAUUUUGGACUGGCUCGUACUCAAAAGGCACAAAUGACCGGCUACGUCGUCACGAGGUACUACCGCGCUCCUGAGAUAAUGCUUACUUGGCGUCGGUAUGACGAGAAGGUGGACAUUUGGAGUGCUGCUUGUAUCUUUGCAGAGAUGAUAAUCGGAAGGCCCCUCUUCCCUGGUAAGAACUAUAUUGAUCAAUUCAGUGUAAUUACACAACUAUUGGGAAUGCCGCCAGAAGAAAUAAUGUCAAAGAUAACAAAUGAUAAUACGAUGAAAUUUGUCCGCUCGCUUCCAACGCGAAACCGAAAGCCUCUCUCAUAUUAUUUCCCGAAGACUGGCCACAAAGCUUUGUCACUCCUUGAUUCCAUGCUCCAAUACAAUCCCAGAUCACGACCCUCCGCAGCUGAAACGCUUACAUCUUCAUAUCUUGUCCCUUACCAUGACCCUACUGAUGAGCCAAGUGCGCCCGAAAAAUUCGAUUGGAGCUUUCUGGAGUCGGAAUACCCUCUUGACCUUUGGAAGUCUUUAAUGUAUUCUGAGAUUCUAGACUUCCACAAGGGCAAUGUUGGGAAUGGUAAUGAAGUACCUAGUAACAUUGCAUCAUACUUAAACUCCAUGGAGUUAAAUCCUCCAACUAGCCCGGAUAUGGAUAAAGAAGCUUCAGUCUCACCUAAGAAUAUCUCGCAUUCAAAUUGA